This is a messenger RNA of Knipowitschia caucasica, 1788 nucleotides long. The record is from the annotation of a GenBank genome assembly. NCBI's taxonomy places the organism in Eukaryota, Metazoa, Chordata, Actinopteri, Gobiiformes, Gobiidae.
AUGCGCGCUGUCAAAAGCUGCAUUUUGUGCCGUGACAAAACGCAUCAGGUGAGAGCGCGCAGAUGCCAAGAGGCGGCGGUGAACGGCGGCCUCCUCUUCAUCACUCUUAAACACUAUCUGCGGGGCGCGUGGGGGGCCGUGGGGGGGGGGGCGUGUGAGGGAGGAGGGGGGCGCAGGCUUCACAGGACCAGCCGGCCUCACCCUCAGCUCUUGCCUCACCCCUCAGCUCCUGCCUUACCCCUCAGCUUCUGCCUUACCCCUCAGCUUCUGCCUUACCCCUCAGCUUCUGCCUCACCCCUCAGCUGCUGCCUCACCCCUCAGCUUCUGCCUUACCCCUCAGCUGCUGCCUUACCCCUCAGCUUCUGCCUCACCCCUCAGCUGCUGCCUCACCCCUCAUCUUCUGCCUCACCCCUCAGCUGCUGCCUCACCCCUCAGCUCCUGCCUCACCCCUCAGCUUCUACCUCACCCCUCAUCUACUGCCUCACACCUCAGCUUCUACCUCACCCCUCAUCUACUGCCUCACACCUCAGCUUCUUCCUCACCCCUCAGCUUCUGCCUCACCCCUCAGCUCCUGCCUCACCCCUCAGCUUCUAUCUCACCCCUCGGCUUCUGCCUCACCCACCAGUCUCAUCCUAUGCUCCUGCCUCACCCCUCAUCUACUUCCCCACACCUCAGCUUCUACCUCACCCCUCAGCUCCUGCCUCACCCCUCAGCUUCUGCCUCACCCCUCAUCUACUGCCUCACCCCUCAGCUCCUGCCUCACCCCUCAGCUUCUGCCUCACCCCUCAACUUCUGCCUCACCCCUCAUCUACUGCCCCACACCUCAGCUUCUACCUCACCCCUCAGCUUCUGUCUCACCCCUCAGCUCCUGCCUCACCCCUCAGCUUCUGCCUCACCCCUCAGCUCCUGCCUCACCCCUCAGCUUCUACCUCACCCCUCAGCUUCUGCCUCACCCCUCAUCUACUGCCUCACACCUCAGCUUCUACCUCACCCCUCAGCUUCUGCCUCACCCCUCAGCUCCUGCCUCACCCCUCAGCUUCUGCCUCACCCCUCAGCUUCUGCCUCACCCCUCAGCUUCUACCUCACCCCUCGGCUUCUGCCUCACCCCUCAGCUUCUGCCUCACCCCUCAGCUUCUGCCUCACCCCUCAUCUACUGCCUCACACCUCAGCUUCUACCUCACCCCUCAGCUUCUGCCUCACCCCUCAUCUACUGCCUCACACCUCAGCUUCUGCCUCACCCCUCAGCUUCUGCCUCACCCCUCAGCUUCUGCCUCACCCCUCAUCUACUGCCUCACACCUCAGCUUCUUCCUCACCCCUCAGCUUCUGCCUCACCCCUCAUCUACUGCCUCACACCUCAGCUUCUACCUCACCCCUCAGCUUCUGCCUCACCCCUCAGCUCCUGCCUCACCCCUCAGCUUCUACCUCACCCCUCAGCUCCUGCCUCACCCCUCAGCUUCUACCUCACCCCUCAGCUUCUGCCUCACCCACCAGCCUCAUCCUAUGCUCCUGCCUCAUCUACGGCCCCACACCUCAGCUUCUACCUCACCCCUCAGCUUCUGUCUCACACCUCAGCUUCUACCUCACCCCUCAGCUUCUGUCUCACCCCUCACCCCUCAGCUCUUGCCUCACCCCUCAGCUUCUGCCUCACCCACCAGCCUCACCCUAUGCUCCUGCCUCACCCCUCAGCUUCUGCCUCACCCCUAAGCUCCUGCCUCACCCGUCUUUCCUCCUUUGCCAGGCACAGAGCUGACCUCCUGCAGCAUUUCCAUGAUGUGUUUUCUGGCUGA